CAGUGGGAGGGGUUACACAGUAUUUGAACACCGAACCUUUGCUCCUUGCAUACUUUCGUUUACCUAUCUUCAUUUUUUAUGUUUACGGGUGACGUGUUAACAGCUCUUUUUUAAAGUAUGUAAGUACUAGAAGAAGUACUAGGCACAAGAAGCAGGCAGUCCAAGCAGAUAUGUGAACUUUAUUUUGACAGUUUUAGUAUGGGUGUGUUCAAGUACUCUCUACUAGACUUCCUCAUAGUUUGCGUGGGUCUAGUGUUCCUACUGCUGGACAUAGUGCUGGAUAUAUGUGCUGUUGUGUCUUUCUACCAGGAAGAGGCUUAUGUAAGCCUCGGGAUCCUGCUGCUGUUUCUCCUGGGCUCGUCCUUUCUUGUCCAGGCCUUCAGCUGGCUGUGGUACAGCUACGAGGACUUUGAGAGGCUGACCAAGGUUGAGCAAUGCCUGAGCCAGUGCCAGCUAAAGAUUCUUCACGUGUUCCAGCUGGGAAUCUACUUCAGGCAUGCAGGUGUUGUAGAGGUCUCUUUGCGGAGUUUCUUCUUUGCGGAGGAGGCUGACCCCGGGAGUUCCGCUGUGUACCUGAGCCACGACCUGAGCAUGCUGCGGCUCAUAGAGACCUUUUCAGAGAGCGCCCCUCAGUUCGUCCUCAUGCUCACCAUCAUUAUGCAGCGCGGCGAGCUCGACGCUGUGACAGUGUUGAAGGCCUUUGGGUCGGCCUCAGCCAUCGCCUCCAGUGUGACCAUGUACCACCGCUCCCUGCGCUCCUUCCUGCCCGACAAGAAGAAGCAGCAGAUGAUUUCAUCUGCGGUCUACUUUCUCUGGAACCUGUUUCUCAUCUCAUCUCGCCUCACCGCACUCGCCCUCUUUGCCUCCAUGCUGCCGUGUUUCAUCUUCACCCACUUCUUUUGCUCUUGGGUGGUUUUAUUCUUCUUCGUCUGGCGAUCCAAGACGGACUUCAUGGAUAGCCCUUGCGGAGAAUGGCUUUACCGAGCCACUGUGGGCCUCAUUUUGUAUUUUGACUGGUUUAAUGUGGUUGAGGGGAGGACAAGGUACAGGACUAUGCUCUAUCAUGGGUACAUGUUUGUUGACAUUUCGCUCCUCUGCAGUUUGUGGUGCUGGAAGAUGAUAACAGAACCGCCUUAUUUUGAAAUUCAACCCCUGUAUGCUGGCAUCACUGCUGGCAUUGUGAUUGCAGUUUACAUCCUUGGUCUCAUAUCAAAAAUGAUAUAUUAUAGCUGCUACCAUCCAAACCUUGCUAAAGGGGAGUUGAAAGGAGACACCACUAAAGGGUCCAAAGCUGGACAGGGACCUAUUAGGAUGAGCGCCCUUGCUGAAGAUGAGGUAGACUUUGCUAUGUGCCAACUCGAGGUUUUACACAUAGACCAUGACAUAGAGGAAGACGUUACAAAUCGCAGCGGACCCAGCCCACCAGCACACAACAUCAAGCGCUGCAACAAAAGAAUGAGGAAGUUGGCUGAAAACUUCUACUCCUGACCUGCAUCACUUGAGAUCCACCAGACACGAAAGGUUAGACUGAGUCAUGCAGACUUGACCUUAUCAGUCAAGAUCAUGGGUUUUUUGGGGACAGGAGUGUAACCUGCUUCCUAAAUAUCCGCGGAUUCAACUUAGGUUCAAGUCAAGACUGCUGUAUUCUCGUAAGUACUGUCUGUGCUGUACUAACUGUGUACCAAUGCACAUGAAGCUGCCAAUCAUUAUUACUUCUGCCAAGUUUUUGGUUCAGUCUGCCUGUUUGUGGCCUUGUUUAUCUGUCAGCAGGAUUAUGGAAAAAACUACCGACCAAAAUUUCAUGAAACAUUGUGGGAUAGGGCAUUGUUUAGUAGGUCUGCACCUUCUGCUUGGCAUUGAAGUUUAAUUAGUUUUAACUAUAAAUAUUAUUAACGGAUGCACUUAUGUUCUUCCUGAAUGGCAACAUUCCUCGACAAGAACCAGAUGUUUUUGUAAAUGUGUUAAAGAAUUUAUUUAUACCUGAUGUGGCUUGUUAAUAUGUAAUUGUACUUUUUUUUAAGUGUACAUGAUAUGAUUUUCUGUAUUUUCUGUCAUAUCUACAAUGUUAUGUCGGAUUUUCUAAUCCUUGUGAGCCAAAAUGCUCAGAUUUCCAACUGUUGUGAACGCUUCAACAGUUUUUUCUGCUCUGGGCUGAGUGUGAUGCUACACCAAAGACAUUAAAUAACAUGAAGCCUUGACUGCACUUCACGCUGUCAGCAUUACAGAAACUCUCUUCUCUGGCCUUCUAUGAUUGGCCAUCUGCUCCAGGUAGGAAGGACUCUAGUGUGUUCUGCGGUGGCGUUACCAUGUUGCAUGUAGCUACAUGCUAACGGCAGUAAAAUAUGUCAUCUUGGCUGGCAAUGUUUGUUGUUCAAUUCUCCACAAUUUCGGGUCACAUUACUCCUGGAAGAUUUACUAUGUAGUAUUUGGUUUAAAAGCUUUUAUCUGCGAUGUUUGAGUGUAGAAAGUGUAUAGCUACUUCACUGCUAACUAUAGUAGCUAGCUAUAUGCUAACGGCAGUAAACGAUGCCAAUGUUGUUAAAUUCUCCCCAAUUUCGGGUCAAAUUACUGUUGAAACCAUAGACUGUUAAUAUUUUAUAUUAAUGGACAAAGCAUCCGUUUGGUGAAGUGCUGCAAAUGCGGACGUGCCUUAAACCUGAAUUCUAUCUGAAUUCCAGCAGAGGGGGACACGUGCGGUUGCAAAAGGGGGGUUGGUUUCUUUAGAAGUCUAUGAGAAAGGGACCCACCUCUCACUUGAUUUAUUACCUCAGUAAACAUUUUUAUAAUGUCUCACUCGCUAGUUUUUAGUCUUCUGCAACUCAAAAUUAUGAUUUAAAAAAAAAACUACGGCCUCCUUGAUUUCAAAAUCGACGAUAAAGCAGGGGGUGUUUUGGGGCGUGGCUAUGAUGUGAUUUACAUGUCGUGGCCUGUCUUAUAUCUAUAAUGUAACUAUUGGACAAAGAUAUAUUUAAAACCUAGUAAAGCUAAAUGGUACCUCUAAUUAUGUAGAAUAGCUUUUAUUUGUGACUUUUCACGGUACAAAGUUCCACUAUAAACCCGUUUGCAGUAGCUCCAGUGGUUUUUAGUAAAAUAAAACCGGGGUGCAGGGGAGAUUCCAGGCAACCCGCUGGCCAAUCAGAGCAGACUCCUCUUUGUGGGAAGAGGGGCUGAUCCAGCAGUGUCUAAUACAAAGGGUGACUACAGGAGCAGCAGCCGUGGGCAGUAUGAAAAAGAUAGUUUUUUGAGUAUUAAAGCAUGUAAAGAUGUUCUAGUACAAACACAACAUACCUAAAGUAUGAACCUUGAAAAUGCUAUACAACAGUUCCCCUUUAAACCAACAAAUGAACAGAAAAUGUAGUCAAACUUUUUAAAGUUUAUUUACACUGUAUUGAGUGUCUUAGGUACACAGGGAAACCUUACAGGACUGCGUUGAGCUACUGUGGGGGGGGGGGGGG
Molecule: messenger RNA, 3455 nt
Organism: Etheostoma spectabile (orangethroat darter)
Lineage: Eukaryota; Metazoa; Chordata; Actinopteri; Perciformes; Percidae
Product: XK-related protein 8
Exons: 3
Coding region: 199-1488 (429 amino acids)
Biological process (GO): apoptotic process involved in development; phosphatidylserine exposure on apoptotic cell surface; engulfment of apoptotic cell
Cellular component (GO): plasma membrane
Source: RefSeq, a predicted model, not a curated record